AUGAGCUCUAACAAGAGGGUGUCUAUGGUGUCGUCACAGCACCAGCUGGGUCCCAGAAUUCCAACGCUACAAAUAUUCAAUUCUAUAACUGGUGAGACCCUGUUGACGAAUGCCUAUAACUUCACCACCUUUGAUAACUUUAAAGGUCAUGUUAGUUCGAGCUUCAACAUUCCUGUGGACAAUCUGUUCUUGCUGACCCCUUUUGGGAUCAAGCUGAAAUUCUCCAUGUUAAUCAGAGAGGAAACAACAGAGAUUUACGUGUUUGACAGAAGGCUUAUUUCCAAGGAUAUCGUUCCUGAGGAGAUAGUACAAGAACUGAACAACAGAGAUUUGAUCAGCAUGAUCAAGCCAAUGGCCUCUCCUUUGAACAACGAGGACUUGAAGAGGUAUGUGGAUAGUCUGAGACCUGUUUUGAAGAAUAGCUCUAUCAAGUCGAAAGAUAUCAGCUUGAACGACCUGAGGCUACUUCUCAACUCUUUGAAGCGAAACACUGGUUGGGCAGCUGCGUUGCUUUCGGACUUCCGCAAGACAGUUUGUUCUUCAGAAGGUGAACUUCAGGAGGGCAAAGAAACUGCUGCAAUUGUGGCUUCUCUGAAUGUGCUGCUUCAAUAUCUGAACAUACUGACGGGGACGCUGCAGAGAGAGUUUGCUGAGACUGUGGAUCAACUGGAAUCGGUCAAGAAGAACGCAUUGAACGAGUCUUGGAGAUCAUAUCUCGAUGUACUACAAAGGAUACGAUUUUCUGUUGCAAAGUCGGAUCUUGAUAGUGUGGUCACGAUCAGGAUCUCGGAGUUACUGGACGAAAGGAAUUUGCUGGCGUAUUCACAACAGUCUACUAAAGCAAUGAGACAAACAACCGAGUCUCUAGGGAAGCUCAGAAUGGCCAUUGAAAGGGAGAUAUUGAGCCCAAAAUCUAAGCUCAACACCCAAUAUGAUGACGUUCGCACUGAGUACUUACAGCCUUCCUCAGAAUUGGCGAUGACGGAAGCUGAGAAUGAGGGAUUUCAAGAACUAGAAGGGUUGGUAUCACAAAUCACAUACCACUCAAAGAGUCUGCCUUCUUUUGAAGAACUGAUAACUACUGCCUCAGCAACAUCUGCAGACUUAUCUGCCAAGGCCAUUGAAAAAAUCCACAUGGUGGUGGACCUGUAUACGAGAUCCUCUGGAACCAUGGUUCCCAGGAUCAUUGAGCUGGCUGAUCAGCUUUAUCAAAAACAGCUAAAGAAGAUUCUCAAGAGGCAAAAGCUGCAAUCUCAGAUUAUGUCCACAAGUUUUGUGACUGCUGGAUUAGUGAGCUUGAAUGUUUCCAAAGCAAGAAACAGUUUGAACAACUCUGUCAAGAACUCCAUGGAGGAAUUUCGCAAUGCAGAAUUGCGACUAUCUAUCGUGAAGGACUUGCCAAUUCUAUUUGGAUCAUGGCUGGUCGCCAACAUGAAACGGUUGAAAUGGGUUGAGAAUGUUCAAAAGAUUGCCUACCGUACGAACGAGAUAUUUGAACUGAUCAAAUUCAACGAGUCUUCCACCAGAUCAAGAUGGAUCGAGGCUUUCUCGUUAGAUCAGAUGAAGAUAUCUGAUUCCCCAGUAGCAGAGGGCAGUAAUGCACUUUUUGCUCUGAGUGAUUCUCAAAAGAAGAAGUUUGUUGAAGAACAUUUGUUGUCUCCUAAAGUUGUUUUGACUGAUGGGAGCAUUUCCAGAGGCAACUCGAGAGCGAAUUCACCACCUCCCCAGCCCCUGCAACCGGAGGAAUCAAAUCAACACGAUCGUCUGCUCUCUUUGGGAAAGGUUAUGCGCAAGAUCAACACAAACGUGGUACAAACAUACAAUUUUGCUGCGCAACAGGCCCAGACAAGAGGACUUACUCGCAAAAAGGAUAUUUGGGAAGUGAUUGCGGAUUUUGUUUCCUUAAAUGAUAUUAUGAACUAUUUGAGAAGUCUCAGAGAAUGUGGAUACAAUAUGGAGAUUGUUUCCCAUCUCUUCAGCAUGUUGCAAGAGUUUGGGGCAGACCAGAACUUGCUCCAGGAAAGAAGCCCAACGAGAACGUUUGAGUCGCUUAAUGCAUUGGGUACUCUCGAUGGGAAUGAUCCCAGUUUUGUGAGACAGCUGCGUGAGUUUGUGAAGAAUUUCGAGAUGGAGGGGUUCAAGAUUUUAAUCACACAAAACGAGAAGAGCAUUGACGGAGAAAAAGAUGCUUCUUCUGAGGUCACUGAUUCGCUACUGAACAACACAAAGAAUAAUGAAAAACUCAUAAGGGGUUACGAGGCUAGGAUCAGGACUCUGGAAAACUUAUUGCAUCAACACAGCUUUCGCAAGUUUAACGACCAGGUGAUCAGAUCUCCAUCUCCCAGACCGAAAAUAACGUCAACACCGUCUCACGAGUCUCGCAAAGCAUCGUCAAGGUCUGGGUCUACUUCUCCACUAAAUGUUCCAAUUUCAAACACACUUCUAUUUGAGAAUGGUUUCCCACAGAUCGGCGAGAGAAAGAGCCCCGUCCCCCGUGAGGUCAGUUCCAAGAUAAACGAGCUUAACUCUACGAACCAGAGCUUGAACGACGAAGUUUCGAGGCUCCGCACCGAGCUGAGAUCCCGCAGCCAAAGCGUGAAUUACUCCUCAUCCUUGAGCUCGGAAAACACUCAACUCAAGCAGGAGUUGGAAGAGAUGAGAGCUCUUAAUAGGCAAAUGCAGAUGAAACUGCAAGAUUCUGAAGUUGAGCAUGAACGAGAAUUGUCACGGAACAGAGAGUCGCUCACUUCUUCGUUUGAGACUACUAUAUCAUCACUGAGAAUGGAAAUCUCAGGUUUGCGUGAUGAGAACGACAGACUGACUUCUGAAAACAAACACUGGAGAUCACAGUAUGAAGAGGUCAAUACAAUGAAGAAGGAUGUUCUUGCAAAUAUGACGGAGAAAGAAUCUGCUUACAACAGGGAGAUCAUGCAAUUUCAGCAAGAAAUCAGUGAUUUGAAACUCAAAAUAGACGAUUUGGAAGAUGAUGGAGAUGAGCACAUUGUUGCUAUCCAAUCUGAUCUUGAGUCCCAACUGCAAUCCAAAGACACAAUCAUCGUUCAGCUAGAUCGCAUAGUCGAGUUGAUAUAUGCAUACUUCAAAGAGCUUACAGAGGAACUCGCAUCGAACCUAGCAUUAUGCUGUGUCAUACUUGAGUCGGUAGGUCUUCUGAUGAUCCGAGAGCCCUCAGAGAACGAGACAUCCUCCAUCAAGAUCAGAAGGGUUAAGGGCCUCAGAGAAAAACGAAAGGUCAAAAUGACCGACACUAAUGUUGAGUCUUCUGAUGUCUUUGCUGAGAUUUCUUCUGAGGUGCUGAACGAAACUGAGAAAUACUCCCCUUUGAUUCGUUGCGAGCCAUUGGAGAAUGACAUCUUCAGCAAUCUUCUGAAGCAUGGAAAGUCUGGUGAUGAAAGCGAGGGGGAUGUUGUCAACAAAGCUAACAACGACUUUUUGGAUGCCUUUGAUAUCAAAACAUUUGACCCUAACUUCAGGAACUUCAUGAAAUUUACCAGAAUUGAUAAGGCAACCAAGCUUAUGAUCUCAGAGAGGAUAGCCAAAAGGUUUAGAGACGUGGAGCAACUUGCCAGAACUCUCCAGAAGGAAUGCAACCAGCACAAAUCUGAGAUAUCGUCCCUUAAUCAUGUGCUAUCGCAAUGCAUCAAGGUUCGUAACUUCAAGUUGCAAGACGUGGUGUUGUUUUUGCCAACCCGUGAUCCCGUCGGAACUGAAGGUUCGAGUAUUGACACUGACAAAAAUGUGAAUCUCGAGAGCAUUGACCAACAGAACGUGCCUUGGGCCGUGUUCAACAUUGGAGCACCCCAUUACUAUCUGACCAAUUACCAGAGGCCUGGUGAAAAGAAGUCCACCAAGAAUCACAUCGAUCUGACUGGGAGAGAGUGGAUACUGGCUCGAAUUUUGCGCAUUGAAGAGAAACAUGUCACCGCUGAGAAUGUGUCUGAUUCCUCUGAGAAUCCUUUCUCACAGGGCUUGGGAACAACUUGGUUUGCAGUGGAAGCAAAGGAGGAAACUCUUGUCAAGGACGGGUGA
Kuraishia capsulata CBS 1993 is the source of this 4047-nucleotide messenger RNA. RefSeq lists its product as uncharacterized. Gene Ontology annotation, biological process: autophagosome assembly; reticulophagy; autophagy of mitochondrion. The transcript has a single exon. Lineage: Eukaryota; Fungi; Ascomycota; Pichiomycetes; Pichiales; Pichiaceae. Gene Ontology annotation, molecular function: molecular adaptor activity; protein kinase binding. The record is from RefSeq and is a predicted model, not a curated record. Gene Ontology annotation, cellular component: Atg1/ULK1 kinase complex; extrinsic component of membrane; phagophore assembly site membrane. Bases 1 to 4047 code for a protein of 1348 amino acids.